Messenger RNA from Monopterus albus (swamp eel), 1779 nucleotides. RefSeq names its product solute carrier family 2 member 5 (gene slc2a5). The record is from RefSeq and is a predicted model, not a curated record. Bases 75 to 1613 code for a protein of 512 amino acids. Lineage: Eukaryota; Metazoa; Chordata; Actinopteri; Synbranchiformes; Synbranchidae. Gene Ontology annotation, cellular component: plasma membrane. The transcript has 12 exons. Gene Ontology annotation, biological process: dehydroascorbic acid transport. Gene Ontology annotation, molecular function: D-glucose transmembrane transporter activity.
AGAAUCCAGCGGUGCAGUAAUAACAGAGUGUGCUGUUAUUAUUGCUGAAAGUGACAACAAGUCCAAACGCAGCCAUGGCAGACAAAGAGGAAUGGGCAAAGCCUGUGGAGAGGAAAGGGAGAUUAACUGCAGUCCUGGCGCUGGCAACGCUCAUAUCAGCAUUUGGUUCUUCCUUCCAGUAUGGAUAUAAUGUGGCUGUAGUCAACUCUCCGUCACCGUUCAUGCAGCAUUUCUACAACACCACCUACCUAGAGCGUUACGGCACGCCGAUGGACGACAACCUCUUGACUCUGCUCUGGUCACUUUCUGUGUCCAUGUACCCACUCGGAGGCUUCUUUGGCUCUCUGAUGGUGGCUCCUCUGGUCAACAAACUAGGGAGAAAGGGCACCCUCCUCUUCAACAACAUCUUCUCCAUCGCCCCUGCUGUGAUGAUGGGAGUCAGUGAGAUUGCCAAGUCUUAUGAGAUCAUCAUUGUGUCUAGAUUUAUAGUGGGCAUCUGUGCAGGUCUCUCAUCCAAUGUGGUGCCCAUGUACUUGGGUGAAAUCUCUCCCAAAAACCUGAGGGGAGCCCUUGGCAUUGUACCACAACUCUUCAUUACAGUUGGCAUCCUCAGUGCUCAAGUUCUAGGCAUCAGACACAUUCUGGGCAACAGCACAGGCUGGACUCUCAUGCUGGGUUUGACUGGUAUUCCUGCCCUGAUAGAGCUCCUGCUGCUGCCCUUCUUCCCAGAGAGCCCCAGAUACAUGCUUAUUCAGAGGGGAGAUGAGAAGAGAGCAAAGAAAGCGCUACAGCGUCUACGUGGCUGGGAUGACGUGGAUGCAGAGAUGUCAGAGAUGCACCUGGAGAAUCAGUCAGAGAGGGCUGAGGGCCACCUGUCUGUGCUCACCCUGCUGUCCCAGCGUUCUCUUCGCUGGCAACUGGUCUCCAUCAUCAUCAUGAAUAUGGGCCAGCAGUUGUCAGGGGUCAAUGCGAUCUACUACUAUGCAGAUAGUAUAUAUGCCACUGCAGGAGUAGAGCAGAAUCAAAUCCAGUAUGUCACUGUGGGAACAGGAGCGGUGAAUGUCUUCAUGACCAUAGCUGCUGUGUUCAUCGUGGAGGCCUUGGGACGACGGCUGCUCCUCCUCUGUGGCUUUGGGAUCUGCUGUGGAGCCUGUGUGCUGCUCACUGUCGCUCUCAGCUUCCAGGAGAGUGUGACAUGGAUGCCUUAUGUCAGUGUUGCCUGUGUCAUCAUCUACGUCAUAGGACAUGCAAUAGGACCCAGUCCCAUUCCUUAUGUGGUGACCACAGAGAUGUUCAGGCAGUCGGCCAGGCCUGCUGCCUUCAUGGUCGCCGGAUCCAUCCACUGGCUGUCUAACUUCACUGUUGGCCUCAUCUUCCCAUUUCUAGAGAGAGGCCUGGGCUCCUACAGCUUUAUCAUUUUUUCCUUCAUCUGUCUUGUUACGCUGGUCUACAUCUGGCUGGUGGUCCCAGAGACCAAGAACAAGACGUUCCUGGAGAUCUGCCAGAUGUUCGCCAAGAGGAACAAAGUAGAGAUCAAACUGGGUGAUGGGGAUCUGCCACUAAAAGAGCCCAAAGAAAGCCUGGAGAAUGCAGAGAAGGUCACAGCCUUCUGAAAAAAAGUGAGAGCACUGAGGAAGUUUCUAUUCUGGGGGCACUGUAAUGGACUGGAUAUGAUUGAAUGAAGCUUUAUUUGAAAAAGAAACUCUUUGCACAAUAUCUUCUGUUUUUCAUUUCAAUGGAGGCUAAAAACACUGUGAUUUAUUGCUUGCAUUAGCUGUA